AAUAAUUGAAAGUAUAAUGAAGGAAAGCCCAAGGAAAACGCGUAGAAGUGAUAAAAGUCACGUAUCCAGAAGACAUCUAGUACUUCCGGGUCGCGUUAAGCGCGCUGUAUUCACGUGUAGUAUUAUGAAACAGGGUGAGUCCCGUUUAAAAAGAAAAAAAAACCCUCUUUUUUGUGCUCUGGGGUUGUGACGUGUAUUUGAGGGUGAUAUCUACAAAAAAAGUUUUCAUUGUAUUAUAAUAGAUAACACAUGAGAAGGUGAAUAAGACUGGUUGUUAUUAAAUUGAAUCAGGACAGACUAACUAGAAUGUUUACUUACUGUAUCAGAAGGCGACUUUUUGUUUUCAGCCGUGUGAGUUUGAACCUAUCCCCUCUCCAUGAGCUGCUCCAAUUACAUAAACACUACGGGAAGAGCAGUGAUGGAGGUUCUGAUCCAGCCAUUGGCAUGUUACAGCUGUUACAGAGGCGGUUCUUCAUCUCUCCAGAUCAACACCAUGCUGUGUCUUUCCUCAAAGGCAGAACCUGUGCAUAUGGACCCUUAGGAGUGGAUCUCAAGAGGAACAUGUUGGAGCAGUGGUGGUGUUCGGUGGUCAGAUCAAGACCUCAGGUGUUCGGGAUAAGCACCCUUCAUGGGGUAGGAGAUAAGAGUGCAAAAGAAGUUGAGGAUCUUCUCAAGCGAAGGGAUUUGACUAAAGAGCAGCUGGGUGAAAGCGUGGCUGUGCUUCUUCAACAGAGACGACCUUUGCGGACCAGUCUCCUUCAAGGUGCUUUGGCGCAGUACGUCCCGUCCCUGGAGCUCACGAACAGGAAGCUGCCGUUUGGUCUGGCUGAAACCGGCCUGUGUUACCGGCCUGAAGACGACGACUCGGGUGCAGUCGGUUGCUCUUCAGAGGUGACGGAGGCGUCGCUCACGUGGUUCUGUUCCAGCCGGACGUCCUCGCAGUGGCUCGACUACUGGACACGACACAGACUAAAGUGGUGGAGAAAGUUCGCUUCAGGGCCAUCUGACUUCAGCGUGUGCGACGUUGCGGAGGACGAGCUCCACGAAGGUGCGGCCCGUGGAGUAAAGGUGCUCUAUGAGUUCCCCUGGGGCACAGAGACGCUGGAAACACUGUGGCUUCUCGGCGAUAAUGAGCUGCUCAGGAGCCACCCGGGCAGUCUAGACAAACUAAAGUGCAGAGACAGGAAGAAAGUCGUCGUGCCUCAUGUCCUCUCUCUCAGCACGAACGUGGACAGGGGAGUCCUGGCCGUCCUCUUUAACUCCCUACAGCAUAUCCAGAAAGUGGACAGCAAGGAGAGACUUCAUCAGAGAACCGUGUUGAAGCUGCAUCCUACUUUAGCUCCUGUUAAAGUAGCACUGGACAUGGGCAAAGGAUCCACCUCGGAGCUCAGACAGGUGUGUGAGGGCCUGCUUCACGAGCUCCUGGAAGUGGGAAUCAGUGCAUGGCCUGGAUACACGGACACCACGCAGUCCUCCAUGGACAAACUGCACACCAAGUAUGACGAGAUGGGCGUGCUGUUUACGAUGAUGGUCGGGGAGAACACUCUGGAGAACGGGCUCCUGCUGGUUCGCAACCGCGACACCACCAUCAGAGAGACCAUGCACAUCUCCGAGAUCAGACAGUUUAUUCUCAAAUACAUAUCCGCUGCGGAAAACGUCUGAUCCGCUACUACCCAGACUGUGUUUGAUGGACUUGUUGAUCCUGAAUCUUAUUGCACGCAGUUUGAAAUGAUCAGUGUUAAAUCUUUGUUAUUAAAGAAAAGCUCCUCUGUGAAACUCAUUAAAUAUGUUUAUACUGACAUAUUUGUGGUUUGUUAUUUAGUGAUCCCAGUGCUAAUUUGUGUUGUUCUUGUGAGACGUUAGUGGUUGUGUUGCUCUGAUAUGACAGGAUACAUUGCGGGAGCAGUUGUCAUGGUGUUUAAUUGGAGAAAAUAUUGCAGUGAUCUUAAACGUUAGUGAUAUCAGAGGUCAGAUUUUGCUGUUAGCUCCUAAAAAAACAAGCGCAAGAGCGUGUAUUAAUGAGGAAUCCAACGUAGAAUUAGGGGUGACAAGAAAAGUUGGAGUCCCGAGUUCCAGAAUGCAUUAGAGUUGCGCUGGGUUGCAGCAGAGACACGACUAGGUUAGUUAGCACAUCUAGGAGAUGGCAAGCACGCUGGAGGUGACUGUGAAAGUUCCAUUCGUCUAUUUUCCGUACCGCUUAACCUUCGCAGGGUCAUGGGGGAGGCUGGAGCCUAUCCCAGGGAACUUCGGGCACAAGCCGGGGGACACGUGGAUCCCAUCGCAGGGCACAAUCCCACACUACGGACAAUUUGGAAAUGACAUUGUCGUGGCAAACAAUCUUUCCGGUCUAACAAAAAACUUAAGAGACAGAGGAUUUGGAAAUGUCAAAAAGUAAUAAACUUUAUUGAAACAAUAAAGUGAGACCGUCUUCAGAAAGUCUGAAUUAUACAUACACAAACAUGUCUUUAUAUACUUUCUGGAAACAGUAAAAUUAUCCCUAAGCAGGGCAUCCACCUUUUCUUCCUAGGAACAAACCAAUCCCUAUUGCCUUAAUUAAUUAUUCAUAUCUAUAUGAUACCUUACAUUUGUGGUGCAUGUGUUGUCAGUUGUAUUUUCUUAAAGGUUUAAGGUUGUAGGUUCUUAAAGGUCGCAGCCUGGUACCCUUCCUCCUGGAAGUCUCAUCUGUUAUUUUGACACUGAUCUGCAAGCUUCUUUGAUUGGAAACACAGUUCUGGUGAAUGUCCAAUUGCUAAUUUAUCGCCAUAGAGUAAAGUUGCUUUAGACAAAACACAAGGUUCUUCUCAC
Messenger RNA from Ictalurus furcatus (blue catfish), 2805 nucleotides. RefSeq names its product polymerase (DNA directed), gamma 2, accessory subunit (gene polg2). Gene Ontology annotation, biological process: mitochondrial DNA replication. Gene Ontology annotation, cellular component: mitochondrion; cytoplasm. The coding region runs from base 307 to 1662 and encodes 451 amino acids. The record is from RefSeq and is a predicted model, not a curated record. The transcript has 8 exons. Lineage: Eukaryota; Metazoa; Chordata; Actinopteri; Siluriformes; Ictaluridae.